AUGCAGAUUGCAUCUUGGAAAUGCCAACCUUACACUCUACAAACAUGCUCUUCUCGCUUUCACCGUCUGCUCAUCAGCGUGCAUGGCACGCUGUCGCCGUCAGAGGUCAUGAUGGCCUAUGGCAAGAAGGCGCUAGCAGCACAGAAAGCAACCAACUGCCUCUCCGACAUCAUGUUCCAAGAGGCGUCGUCGACACCAGCUCUCUCAAGUUGGGGCCCCGGUGUAGACUCGGCCGAUGUCAACAGCAGCAGCAGCACGGUCAACGAGGUGCCUCGAGACCGACUGCUUCUCGGGGUGCCGGUCAACACUGUCGACAUCGAAGGCCGCGACUCGACCAUCGGCUACUCGCGCUACGUCGGACGACCAGCGACGACCUCCGCGCCGCUAGUCCGACUCUUGCAAGACGCAGGCGCUCUCAUCCAUGCCAAGACGACCGUCCCGACUGGUCUUUUCCACAUAGAAACCGUAUCUGAUGUCUAUGGCCGAACUCUGAAUCCGCAUAACACGGCCAUUACAGUAGGAGGUUCUUCAGGCGGAGGGGCAGCCCUCGUCGCAUGUGGGGGAAGCAAGAUUGAAAUCGGGAGUGAUAUUGGUGGUUCGGUUCGGAUUCCUGCACAUUUUUGCGGGGUUUGGAGUUUGAAGGGGAGUGCAGGGAGGUUCCCCACGUGGGGCAGUCGGUCGUCGCUUGCUGGCUUGGAGGGUAUUCAACUCAUUACCGCACCUCUGGCUUCAAAUUUGGACGACCUCGAAGAGUUUUGGAAGAGGGUUAUACACUGCGAGCCUUGGCAGUAUGAUCACACUUGCAUACCACUCCCUUGGAGACCUAUCGAUUUGCAACAAGAAGGGCGGAAGCUCAAGUGGGGCGUCAUGUGGGAUGACGGUACAGUCCCACCUACUCCGGCAUGCCGUCGAGCUCUAGCCACCGUUGCGAACGCACUUCGCAAGCAAGGGCACGAAGUCGUUGAUUUCACUCCGCCAGAUUUAGUCUCUGGCCUUCAAACUGGAUACCGAUUACUAUUUGCAGACGGAGCUCAACAAGUGGAAGCUCCUCUCCAACCAGGCGAAAGGGUUACCGGACCCGCACAGGCUAUUCUGAACUUGUUCAAUCUUCCUCGCAUCGUCAAGAAAAUAUUUGCCUACUUUCUAAAGUCGUCGGAUCCAUUUGCGGCGGAGGUCUACAAGUCCAUGCACCCCUUGACUGUCUUGGAGGAUCGAGCUGCCAUUGUUUCCCGGGACGAGUACCGGGCGCAGUGGCACAAGAAGUGGAUAGAUGAGGGCUUGGAUUUCUUGAUCACCGUGCCCCAUCCACUGCCUGCUUUCCCUCACGGUGGCGGAGUCAAGGUGUCGCUUAUGAGCGUCGGCGUCACCUUCCUCUUCAACCUGGCAAGUACUUUACAGCUCGACUAUUCCGCUGGCGUGCUACCCGUCACUCACGUCGACAAGGACAUUGACGGCCUCGCACCCAACUUCACUUCAACGCCCGAGUACCAAUCCAUGAACAGUGUUGUCAAGGGCGUGUACUCGGUCUACGACGCGGAGAAGAUGCACGGGCUUCCGUUGGGCGUGCAGGUAGUUGGGCGAAGGCUCGAGGAAGAGAAGGUGCUGCAGGGUAUGAGGGUGGUAGAGGUUGCUUUGAAGGAGGCCGGCGUGUACUUUUAG
Coprinopsis cinerea okayama7#130 is the source of this 1659-nucleotide messenger RNA. RefSeq names its product amidase. The coding region runs from base 1 to 1659 and encodes 552 amino acids. Lineage: Eukaryota; Fungi; Basidiomycota; Agaricomycetes; Agaricales; Psathyrellaceae. The transcript is spliced from 9 exons. The record is from RefSeq and is a predicted model, not a curated record.